GUCUCAACUCACCACGAAUCAUGUAUUCAAUGCAAGCCAAAGAUAACAAACAGUCGGAAUGGACAAAGGUGGCUGGCUGUGCAUACAGUAGGAUAUCUAACCGAGGCCUGAGAAUAUGUCGCGUUCCUCGUUGCAACAGGUUGCAACCUCGUUGAAUCGUUUGCAGUCUCUGUCCGCGAUACACUAAACCCGCCAUUCACUGCAUAGAGUCUUGCAAUGGCAGAACCACACAUGCCAUUCAGCGCCCUCGGUGAGGCGUUGCUCAGAGCAUCUCCUGCCAAAUUCUUCCGCUUGCUAUUAGCAGUCCAUGAUCGCCAAGACUGGCUGAAGCAGACUGAGGCUAUUUACAUAAUUCUCCCCACCAUGACCUGGCAGCCGCCUCCUGCUGCCAAUGAUCCUCAGGCCGAAGCUCAUAUGGAUCGUAUGCUUCGUGAAGGACUCGCAGAAACCAUCAUGCAGGUUGUCGUGGACGAAGCUUCAUUUAUAUGUGACUCACCUCCGAACACUCUUCGGGAGUGUGCAGACGGGGCAAUAUAUGUUGUCCUCGAGACUUUGACGUACCUUGGUAACCAAUUUCGAUCGAAACCAGACGUGAAAUCCAUACGUCAUAUCAUGGACCGAAUACCCGAUUUCUGGUCGAUGAUAUGGACUCAUCGUGACUCGCUGUUGGGUCCAGACUUGGGAGGAGACAUUGAAAGUCUGGAUUUUUCAUUGAGCACUGUUAUCUGCGCUAUGAUUGAGAAGGUCAUGGCAUUGCGUGGAAUAUUCGGAGACCAGAUCAAGUUCAUCGAUACCGGUCUUGAUAUAUAUCUUUACUGUUGGACCACUUCAAAAGCGUCACGUCCCAACGGCGGCGGCCUCUACGAACACGUUCUCGUUGAUCUAUGUGAAGCGAUGUUUUCGGAUUACGUCAAGAGCAAAAUACACGCCUCGCUCAUCGAAACCGAGCUAGGUGUGGUAUUUCUGCGAAAGGUGUACAAAUUGCUACGAGAGCCUGAUACGCUUGACCGACUUUUGCGUGAUACUUUGUGUAUUCUCGUGGCUUGCCUGACCGCUUCUGAGGCAUUGCGCGAUCUCGCGCUGAGUACAAACCACCUCGACCCCCUCUAUGAUACUGUACGUGCGUGGCAUCGACAAAUGUGUCUUGGGAAUAGGUAUACAUUCCAAAUGGCCGGAAUAAUACUCCUGAUCGCUUGCAGAAUUAUUCGGAAAAGAGAUGAUAACCACCGAGUUUUCUUUCCGUCGGCCUGCAAUGGCAAUAUUCUCUCCAUGAUCUCAUAUUAUCUGCUAGAUGUUCAGGCUGAAGAUGAACGCAGUGAGUUAUACACAUUAUCUUGGCCCGUGUCAUCAGUCUUGACACGAAUACACAUAGAGAAGAUGGCACUUCACAUCAUAGGCCUUCACAUCGACCUUGCACUACUCGUAAAACAACCAGCCUCACAGAAUUACAAGGACGCCUUUCAUAUCCUUAGGAAGAUAUGGCUUCCGACCCUUCAAGAACUCAGAGGACGCAUCAACCCGGCUGGAGUCAAAUCGGCAGACACGAUAGAGCUAUGGCAGUAUCUGGGCCGUGCGUUUGGCCUACGAGAAAAUGACGCUCCCGCGCAACUUUUCCCUGGGUUCACCUCGUGCACGAAAAGCUGUCGCUGGAAGGAUUGCUUGUGCUCAUGUAACAAACCCUGGCAUCGUCUUCGUGUAUGCAAAGGCUGUUGGAGAGCCCUGUACUGUAGUUCAAAAUGCCAAACCAGGGAUUGGAAAGUCGGUGGACAUAAGGAGGAAUGCAAGCGAUGGAGAAAGCUACCCGAUGAGUGACCUUCCCACUGACAUAUCGCAGACUUGGCGAUUUGUUCAUGGCGCUGUACAACGAGGUAGGUAUCAACAGUGGAAAUUUCUGUUGCGAGAUCAGAUCCAGGACAGCAACUCUUGGAUUUCAAGCUUCUGUCCUUGCUCGCUGUUUUCGAAGCAUGGCUCAGGGCAACGAUAAACAUAAACUUACUAAGAGUACACAAAUUUCAAAUGAGGGAUUAGAGACUAUUUGAAACUACACGUGUAUUCGAAUAUCUUUCCUGACUAGGAAUGAGACGUUCCAAGAAUAAACUGAUCUUCGUUGUCAUAUCUCGAGAUCUCAAGGGGCACUGAGAACAGUGUGCAUGAACUGAUCAUAAUUGAUCUGUA
Somion occarium is the source of this 2175-nucleotide messenger RNA. NCBI's taxonomy places the organism in Eukaryota, Fungi, Basidiomycota, Agaricomycetes, Polyporales, Cerrenaceae. The record is from the annotation of a GenBank genome assembly.